This is a messenger RNA of Mus pahari (shrew mouse), 2101 nucleotides long. RefSeq names its product angiotensin II receptor associated protein (gene Agtrap). The coding region runs from base 359 to 679 and encodes 106 amino acids. Lineage: Eukaryota; Metazoa; Chordata; Mammalia; Rodentia; Muridae. Gene Ontology annotation, cellular component: plasma membrane. Gene Ontology annotation, biological process: regulation of blood pressure; angiotensin-activated signaling pathway. The transcript has 5 exons. The record is from RefSeq and is a predicted model, not a curated record.
GCGGGCGGGGGUCCAGGAACCUGGGGAACGGAGUCGGAUCAGAAGGGAAGGUGCAGAGCCCCGGGGAGGAGGCGGCGGACACGGAGAGGGACACCUGGGGACAGAGACGGACAGGGCCGCCCCUCCCGGACAGACCCAUGCUGGCACGGGUCCCGGACCGCCCGGGCCUGCGCUCCUGGUGUCCCCCACAGCAGGACAGGGACAUCUCUCCUCCUGAGAGGUUAUUCUCCUGGUUCACUGGCUGUUGACAACCUGGGGCUGCUUGGUGUUCUCAGGCUCCUAUGCUUGGGGCAACUUCACUAUCCUGGCCUUGGGUGUGUGGGCUGUGGCCCAGCGGGACUCUAUAGAUGCCAUAGGCAUGUUUCUUGGUGGCUUAGUUGCCACCAUCUUCCUGGACAUCAUCUACAUUAGCAUCGUCUACUCAAGUGUUGCCACUGGGGACACUGGCCGCUUCGGUGCCGGCAUGGCCAUCCUCAGCUUGUUGCUGAAGCCCUUCUCUUGCUGCCUCGUCUACCACAUGCACCGAGAACGAGGGGGCGAGCUCCCCCUCCGCCCGGAUUUCUUCGGACCCUCUCAGGAGCAUAGUGCCUACCAGACAAUUGACUCAUCAUCAGACGCUGCUGCCGACCCCUUUGCAAGCCUGGAGAACAAGGGCCAAGCUGCCCCCCGGGAGUACUGAAGCUGUCCCCGGCCAUCCUGGUCCCCAGCAGGAUUCUUGUCACCUUCUUUACCUGGACCUACAAUGGGGCAUCCUCCAUUCCCUACCACAGAGGUGGCCUGAGUCAUGUGCCCUUGGAGGUCAAGAGCCUCUAGCUUCCCAUCGGAGAAGAGCCCAGUCCUAAUUCUCCAGGCUGCCCCUCCCCUCAAGACACCUGUUAACCCUGGGCUAGAGCUGUGGUUGGUUUCCUCCCUCCUACCCCAUAACUAUAGCACACUCCUACUCAGCUGUGCCGAGGGCUCAGGGCCAGCCAGGCCUUACGGGUCAAUGAUCACUGCCUCUCAGGCUGCCCCACGGUGAUCACCCUCCCUAGAAGCUCUGUGAGCUUGUGCUCCCGCUCAGCCUGUUCUGCAUAGGCACAAAGUUCCAGUGCCUGUCACUGCCUCGUGACUUGGUGCUUGAGAACCCCAGGCCUGGAUGCAGUAGUUCUGCAGAGGCCCCUCUCAGAGCGCUGGCAUUAAAAAUUCCGGGUUCUGUGGCUGUGCUGUGUUUGAGCCACAAUUGAGCUCCAAGCAUGGACCCGCCCUGCCAUCUUGGUAUGAUUUCGCCUUUGAGUCAGAGCCUGGUGGAAGGAAGGGUUCCCUGUGGGCCUGUGGGAGGGAGCCUGACUGUGGCCAGUCAGUGUGCCAUGUGGACAGACAUCUGUCCUCUGAGUCUAAGUGACUAUCACUGCCUCUGAUACUGAGCAUGGGUGGCUCCCUCUAGCCCCUGUGUUCUGACCACAGUCGACUGCCUCCUGAGGUGCUGGGGGCCCCCACUCUUACUCAUUGCCAGAUCUCUGGGGACAGAUACUUGAAGACUUAUGGGAAACCACAGGCUGAGGUGACUGUCCUGACAGGACUGUCUGCACCCCUGUGGACAGGCAGAGAGGCUGAGUGACAGCAUCUAUGAAAAGUGAACCCCUCCUUCUGGGCGGGGUCACUGUGGUCCAUCUGCUCUGUGGAACACCAUCCCAUACAAUCAGCAUCCUGAGCCCAGUGUGAGCAGAGUGAGGAGCAGCGUGUACCACUAGAGGGCAGUAGUUGUGACACAGCCUCUCACAAAACCCUUAGGUUUGUUUAGGCUGUAUGCAGCACAGUAUAAAACAUGAGCCGGGGCCCAGAGAAACGGCUCAGCCGCACCUGAAGGGAGUCUACUACUGAGUGUGACAAUCUGUGUUUAACCUUGGACCAACUCAUGAAAGUUGUCCUCUGACCUCCACACUCUGGUCAUGGUAUGAGGUUUUACACACACACACACACACACACCACAAACAGAUAAAUGUAAAAACCAACAACCCAGAAUAUUAAAAACCUGCCUGGUGGGUGGUUAAUCCUAGGCAGAGGCAGGUGAAUAUCAGAGUUCGAGGCCGGGCUUGGUCUACAGAGUGAGUUCCAGGACAGU